GUCGCUGGUCCGAUCCCUAGCGCUUCCAUAGCUACCGUUGGAUCACCGGAGCAACCGAGCGGAAGCGACGGGGUUCGGCCUCGCCGAGCGUCGACGCGAUGGAGGCGGAGGCGGCGGCGCUAUCGCAACUGCAGCUGCAGCUCCUUGCCCUCGUCUCCGAGCUCCGCCUCACCCGCGAGCGGGAGCGGGCCGCGCGGGAGGAGCUCCACGCGUCCAGCGAGAGGUGGAAGGCGGCGGAGGAGGAGCGCAGGAGGGAGGCUCGGGAGCUGCGGGCGGAGUUGGCGGCGCGGGACGAAGCGCUGCAAAGGCUCGAGUCCAGGGUGAAGUGCCUUGAAAAUGAAAAUGAGCUGCUGGAAAGAAACGAAAAGGAUUUGAAAGAAAACAUAGAGAGACUGCUUCAAUCAAGGGAGGCAUUCAUGAGACAGUACGAGGACUCUGCUUGUUCUCUGCAAUGGACCAUCCAGAUGAGGGAUAAACAGAUUACCGUAAUUUCAGAAAAGCUGAAUUCCCAUCUGGCUUUGUUUAAUUCAGUAGGAAAGGAAGUUGCUGCGGUAAAACAAGUACUAGGUGACGUGGAAUGCCUAGUUGGUGAGAAGGAAAAUCUAGUCUCUGAUUUGAAGUGUAAGGUCCAAAGGAUUUCUGUACUCGAGAAAGAUUUUGUUGAGAAACUUAGUUUCUUGGGAGAUAAAAUUACUAGUUACCAGCUCGAACUUCGAAAUAGGGCGAGGAUCAUAUAUGGAUUGAAGGAGCAACUUGACGCUGAGAAGCUUAAAAACAAUUUUCAUCCCCAGCUAGAAGAACUUAAGAAAUCUCUGCUGGUGAAGGAUGAAAUUAUCGAGAGGUUGAUUUCAGAUAAGCAGGAAAUGCUUGUGGAGCUUCACAACAUGGAAACUGCUCUACAGAAAUUUCAAGACAUAUUCAGCAGGCUUGGGCAUGAGGAAAUGAAAAGUUCUCUGCCAGUUUCUGAAAGUCAGGAUUGUAAAGUAGAUAGCAUUCCAGGUAGUCAAGUUGAUCUUCCUAAUGAGGAUAGGAUGAUACCCAUAAUUGAUGAAACAGGACAUCUUGGAAUGCAGUCCCUCCUAUCCAAAAUACUUGAAGUUCUAGCCAAUGCAAAUGUAGAAUGUAAGUCGGAAAUUGACACUGGCAGCAAUCAAGUACAGAGCCCACCGUCCCUUAAGCAUUAUGCCUUGCCAUGUUCAGAACCUGUAACUGCAAAUGUUGAAAAAUCUGAGUGCCCUCCUGAAUCCGAAGACAUUGAGAUGGGCAAUUCAUCUCCCGAACAGCAAACACAUUCUGCGAAUCCAGACCCUGAGGUAGAAAAUCAGUCCUGAGCACGAUCAGUUCCAGAGGGACACCACGACUACAAUGUACAAAGCUGCCAAUUGCCUAUAUGGCUAUAUCCAGCGUCGCAGCUCAUGACUUGUGCUCGUAGUUGAGUGCUUGCUUGUGCACGGUGCUAGUUAGACACAAAAGAUGGGGUUGAUGGAGCGAGAGAUUUUUAUUUUUCAUAAUCCAUCUUUUAAAGUUGUUGUCACACUUCUCUGCGAUUGCUAUUUUUCCGGAGAAAACUCAGAGCUCUUUCUAUUUAAGCAUGCAAAAGCUCAGAUAUCUGUA
Messenger RNA from Triticum dicoccoides, 1614 nucleotides. RefSeq names its product myosin-10-like. NCBI's taxonomy places the organism in Eukaryota, Viridiplantae, Streptophyta, Magnoliopsida, Poales, Poaceae. The coding region runs from base 99 to 1331 and encodes 410 amino acids. The transcript is spliced from 14 exons. The record is from RefSeq and is a predicted model, not a curated record.